Molecule: messenger RNA, 846 nt
Organism: Xylaria bambusicola
Lineage: Eukaryota; Fungi; Ascomycota; Sordariomycetes; Xylariales; Xylariaceae
Product: serine hydrolase FSH
Exons: 3
Coding region: 1-846 (281 amino acids)
Cellular component (GO): cytoplasm; nucleus
Source: RefSeq, a predicted model, not a curated record
AUGGCGAGCGCGGGACAGCCAGCGGCCACAGCGCCAGCAACGAUGGAAGAGAAAAAGCCAACGUCGAGUAUCCCCAAGGGCAAGACGGAGCUGAAGAUUCUCAUGCUUCACGGCUACACGCAAUCAGGACCCCUCUUCUCAGCGAAGACAAAAGCCCUCAACAAGCUCCUCAUAAAAGCUCUCUCCCCGGCACCGCUGAACCUCCACCCAACCCUAAUCUUCCCAUCAGGACCACACCGGCUGCGGCCCUCCGACAUCCCAGGCUACGUGCCGUCGGAGGACCCGUCUCAGCGGCGCGAUGACGACGACCUAGACAACUGGGCCUGGUUCCGCAAAGACGACGCAACCGGCUCCUACGCCGGUCUAGACGACGGCAUGCACCGCGUCGCCACAGCGAUCCGCGAGGCCGACGGCGUGGACGGGGUCCUAGGGUUCAGCCAAGGCGGGUGCAUGGCGUCGCUCGUGGCCUCGGCCCUCGAGCAGCCGCACCGCGCACCUGUCGCAGAAUCCCAGCCCUGGCUCCCGGAGCUGCGCGCCGCGAACGGCGGACGCCCGCUCAAGUUCUGCGUCGUCUACUCUGGCUUCCACGCGACGCCGUCGGAUCUGCAAUGGCUGUUCGAGCCCGCCCUCGCGACCCCGACGCUGCAUUUCCUGGGCGGUCUGGACACCGUUGUCGAGGAGAAGCGCAGCAUGGCGCUGGUUGAGCGGUGCCGGGAUCCGAUGGUGCUGACGCAUCCGGGAGGGCAUUAUGUCCCUGUCGCGAGGGACUGGGUCAUGCAGCUGGCGGGAUGGUUACGGCAGCGCUGUGUGGAGGCUGCGGAUGAGGGGACUAAGGAGUCGUUGUGA